Messenger RNA from Phasianus colchicus (ring-necked pheasant), 947 nucleotides. The record is from RefSeq and is a predicted model, not a curated record. Lineage: Eukaryota; Metazoa; Chordata; Aves; Galliformes; Phasianidae.
UGCUGACCCCCCCUUCCCCCCCCCAGACCACAAAGGUGCCAGAGGUGCGGGAUGUGACCCGGAUUGAGCGCAUCGGUGCCCACUCCCACAUCCGCGGGUUGGGUUUGGACGACGCCUUGGAACCGCGACAGGUGUCUCAGGGCAUGGUGGGCCAGCUGGCAGCUCGUCGGGCUGCUGGAGUCAUCCUGGAGAUGAUCAAGGAGGGGAAAAUUGCCGGGCGCGCCGUGCUGAUCGCCGGGCAGCCGGGCACCGGCAAGACCGCCAUCGCCAUGGGCAUGGCGCAGGCGUUGGGCCCCGACACCCCGUUCACAGCCAUUGCUGGCAGUGAGAUCUUCUCGCUGGAGAUGAGCCGCACCGAGGCGCUCACUCAGGCCUUCCGCCGCUCCAUCGGCGUCCGCAUCAAGUCAGGGCACAGCUGGGGGCUGUGGGGGGCGGUUUGGGGGCAUUGGGGGAUUUUUAGGGCAGCUCGGGGGUGUUUGGGGGGCUUGGAGGACAUCUCGGGGCAUUUGGGGGCAGUUUGGGGCAUUUGGGGACUUCUAGGGGCAGCUUGGGGGUGUUUGGGGGGGGGUUGGAGGACAUUUGGGGGCAGUUUGAGGCCAUUUGGGGGCAGUUUUGGGGCAGUUUGGGGCAUUUGGGGACUUCUAGGGGCAGUUUGAGGGUGCUUGGGGGGGUUGGAGGACAUCUGGGGGCAUUGAGGGACAGUUUCGGGGCAUUGGGGGACAAUUUAGGGGCAUUGGAGAACAUUUGGGUUACUAGAGGAUUGUGUGAUUUGGGUACAAUGUUGGGAUUUGGGGAGCAGAUUUGGGGCCUUUGGGGCAGAUUUGGGGGCAAUCUGGGUAGAUUUGGGGACAAUGUUGGGAUCUGGUGGCGGAUUUGGGGACAACGUUGAGAUUUGGGGGGGCAGAUCUGGGGCCUUUGGGGUAGAUUUGGGGACAGUGUUGGGAUUU